Chionomys nivalis (European snow vole) is the source of this 1254-nucleotide messenger RNA. RefSeq names its product eukaryotic translation initiation factor 4E binding protein 1 (gene Eif4ebp1). Bases 61 to 411 code for a protein of 116 amino acids. Gene Ontology annotation, cellular component: cytoplasm. Gene Ontology annotation, molecular function: eukaryotic initiation factor 4E binding. Lineage: Eukaryota; Metazoa; Chordata; Mammalia; Rodentia; Cricetidae. The record is from RefSeq and is a predicted model, not a curated record. The transcript is spliced from 3 exons. Gene Ontology annotation, biological process: negative regulation of translational initiation.
GAAGGGCUGGGCCGAGGUGCCGCGGGGUUGCUGGAGGGUCGUGGGAGGCACGUCGGAGACAUGUCGGGGGGCAGCAGCUGCAGCCAGACUCCCAGCCGGGCCAUCCCCACUCGCCGCGUAGCCCUCGGCGAUGGCGUGCAGCUCCCGCCCGGGGACUACAGCACCACCCCGGGCGGCACGCUCUUCAGCACCACCCCGGGAGGAACCAGGAUCAUCUAUGACCGGAAGUUCCUGAUGGAGUGUCGGAACUCACCUGUGGCCAAAACACCCCCGAAGGACCUGCCAGCCAUUCCUGGGGUCACUAGCCCGACCAGCGAUGAGCCUCCCAUGCAAGUCAGCCAGAGCCACCUGCACAGCCCGGAAGAAAAGCGGGCAGGCGGUGAAGAGUCACAGUUUGAGAUGGACAUUUAAGGGACCAGCCAUAGGACGGAGUGAUGCCUCUGGGCCCCUGAGGCCCUUGGAAGGAGAGCCACAGCAGUCAGGCCUUAACACCAGGCAGAUGUUGGGUGUGGGCGACCCAGCCCUGCUCCUAGCUCGGCCCCUGCUCCGCCUUCCAUUUUGUGAACACCAGCACAUACCUCCUUGUGCCUCUGAUGAUAUUGAGCUGCUACUCCAGGGGGAUGAUUCUUGUCCACACCCUGCAUCCGGUGCCAGGAAGUGGACACAGAGGAACCUGUCAGGAUGAUCGUUUGGCAAUUCCAGCCCCAGCCUCUGGAGCACACCCACCCUUUCCUUGGGCUGGGGUACCUGGGAAAGCUACCCUUUUUACUUCUUUCCCUGAGAGGAAAUAAAAGCCACCUUUACCCUAGGCCCAAGGUUGGGCCCUGUCUGAACUGUUUUCAACUUGAAGCGAUAACACAGUUACUCUCUGUUCCAUGCUUGCGGUGAACUUUUCUUUGCGUUAUCUCUUGUGCUUAUCAAACUCCAGCUCUCUAGGUAAGCAGGGCAGCCUUACUGUUUACUGCUGAGAAGUCUGGAUGGAGAUAAAGUCGUUCUCUGUGGGACUGGGCUAGAACCCUGCUACUCUGUGAUUCUUGUUUUUAGCAGCAAGUAUUAUUACCUUUGUCCAGCUAGGUGGUCACCUUUCCCCUUGCGCCUGCGCCACUGGGGGAGCCUUUGAUCCACGGGCACCUCGUACUGUCAAUCAAUCAUCUGUUUGUAUGUGCUCCCGCUGGGGCAUGCAGAAGAGAUAAUCUCUCUGCCUUACGGAUUUUACUGAAGUAUACCAUGUACCUAUUAAAAAAGGUAGCCUGA